Coregonus sp. 'balchen' is the source of this 2964-nucleotide messenger RNA. The record is from the annotation of a GenBank genome assembly. NCBI's taxonomy places the organism in Eukaryota, Metazoa, Chordata, Actinopteri, Salmoniformes, Salmonidae.
CAUAUUCAUACAGGGAUACUAUCACACUCAAAUGGCAAAUAUUCAGAUGAGUCCCAAAGAGGAGCUGUUGGAGAGAUUCCUGGAUUAUGCUUCCAGAGGAGACCUGGCAAAAGUCUCUGGGAUGAUCUCUCAUUCCAUCUUUUUGGUCAAUGAAAGUGGGGAAGAAUGGCUGGACUGCGUUGAUGCUAGCUGCAAGGAAUGGACACGCUGACAUUGUAGACAACCUACUUUCAAAUGGGUAAAUAUGAAAAAAUACUGAACAAAUAUGACAUGGACAUAUGAGAUUAUUACAACAGUUUUACAUUGUCUAAAUAUUACUUUCUAAGUAAGUGACAACUAUUACUCCAUUGUGUAUGUUUUGUUUGACACAGGAGAUUGUAGGUCUAUUAGGAUAAAAUCAUGUUUCAAACAAGUAAUGAUGCUCUCAUGGAAUGUCAUUCUUGAACACUACAGAUAUAUCAUAGAAAUCAAGUUAUUUUUGUAUUUGAAAAUGGCAUGGGAUGCAUUUGUUUGUUUAUGUUUUUAUGGUGGCCCACUUUGAGUAUUCACAUCUUGGAGUGUGUGCCUUUAAAUGUCUAACCAUAUGGUUAAAAUAAUACCAGGGGUGUAUUCAUUAGUGUACAUCAUAGCAAAACAUUUCCCAAUGGAAAAAGUGAUGUAAUGAAAACAAGAGUUUCUAUUAUACCAAUUCAGGUAUGUCCCUCCCCAUUUUGUCCUGUUUGCUUCCGUUUGGUUCCUAGUGAAUACACCCCAGGUUAAUUACCUGAUGACAGAUGAUUAACCAUGUAAACAUGAAGAUAACACCCUAAUUAGUUGUACUGAUCACACUUCUCUUUCCCUCAAGGUGUGACAAGUUUUUAGUUAAUAAAUCUGCUCAAACUGCCUAUGACAUUGCCAAAUUCUGGGGACACCGACAUAUUGCCAGGUUGUUGGCAAAGAGUGAGAACAAAUGUCAACGGAUUCUACCCAGCGACAGAAUGGAAGAGCAUGAAAACUACUUCAACAGAGAAGUUUUCAACAGAAUGAGUGAAAAGAGGCCUGACAGCAAGUGGCUAGAAGCAAAACAGUCUUCUCCAGACACAGUGUUCAUCUUGUUCUUUAACUUGAACCCGCUUGUGUCUGCUUCCGAGGAGAGCAACACAGCCCAUCCAGGUAUAAAACUGUGUAGACUUGAUGCAAGCUCGGUUAAUAAAGAACUACUUAAAAAAUCUGGAACAACAGUCAUCUUCCUCGGGGUAGAGAAGCAGAGAAGCCCCCCAUCCUCUCCUUCAACAGAAAGGAAUGAACCCACUGCUUGGUUUGCUCUCAAUACUGAUGACAAUCCCAUGGAUCAUCUCCAACUCACCAAUCCAAAUAGCUUCUUCCUCAAACCACCCAUGCCAGGCCUUCUAAAACUUAGUGAGGCUGAGGCUGGUGAGUAGUUCUCUGGGAGGUUCUUCAUCAAAAUAUUAUUGAAACAGCAUACAAAAUGUAGACUUACUAACCCCACAAAAAUGAUGAUCCCUUUUCCCUCAGGAAUCAUUGCUCAAGCCAGAUCUGUCCUCGCCUGGCACAACAGAUACAGCUUCUGCCCAACAUGUGGCAGUAACACCAAAGUGGAGGAAGGAGGCUAUAAGAGGACCUGCUUCAACAAAGACUGCAGAAGCCAACAAGGCAUCCACAACACUUGUUACCCACGAGUUGGUAAAGAGCCUCCUGUUUUUGUAUUUGUUCAUUGAAACUGAACUACUGCAUGUUUUUUUUCUCUUAAUCAUUAUUAUAAUGUUCUAACCUCAAAAUCAGGUCAAAAUGAUCUGACUUAUGUAAUGUUAUGUUAUGUGUCAUGUUAUCCAUGCAGAUCCUGUGGUGAUCAUGUUGGUCAUUCACCCAGAUGGCAACCAAUGCUUAUUGGGCCGAAAGAAAACUUUUCCUGCUGGGAUGUUUUCAUGUCUUGCUGGAUUCAUUGAACCAGGUAGUUGAUCUCAACACGCUAAACAAAACAUUUAACAUUUACUCUGAUUUGGAGUGUGCAGAUAGAUGCCAGUGAAAUCUCUCUAUGCAGGUGAGGCCAUUGAGGAUGCAGUUAGGAGAGAGACGGAGGAGGAGAGUGGGGUUAAAGUGGGUCCUGUUCAGUAUGUGUCCUGUCAGCCCUGGCCAAUGCCCUCCUCGCUAAUGAUUGGUUGCCUGGCUGUUGCCAUGUCAACAGAAAUCAAAGUCGAUGAAAAAGAAAUUGAAGAGGCUUGUUGGUUUACACGGCAACAGGUAAAUGCUAGUUUUCUUAAUCUGUGAUUUACAUGUUAUAACAUAGGCCUAGAUAGAAAUGAAACAUCACCUGAAUGUAACAAGAUGUCAGUGAACUUGUAUUAUUAUAAUGUAUUAACUCAGUGCUAUGUCUGUGUAAUGCAGGUUAUAAAUGUCAUUGUCAAGGGAACGAAACCAGCCUUUACCAUGCCACCAAGACAGGCCAUUGCACAUCAGUUGGUGAAACAUUGGAUUGGUAUGAGCUCAAAUCUUUAAACCUAAUGAAGGGCACUUCUCCAGGAUGGAUUACACCGCUAAAUGUCAUUUAUAAUGAAAUACAGUAGAAAAAUCAAUGAAUGAAUUAUCAAAACAUUCUAAUGUCUUAUUUUCCAUCCAAUCAAAGUAGUGUUUACUAUAACGCCUAAGGUAUUAUCACAUUUAAGACAUUUUUAUGGUUGUGUAAUAUUGGCAUAAAGUGAUCAAAGUAGAUUUGAUUUUAUUUCCACUAUUCCACUGUGCCUUAGAUAUGAACUAGACCAAUCUAUAAUGUUGUAUGGAAUACUUUUUCAUCAUUGCAGUAUUUUAAGUGGAUAAAAGUAUGUUAAGAAAAAGUAGGCCAUUUAAAGGGAUAAUCCACCCCCAGAAAAAAUGUUAACUCCUGUCAAUUUUGUGAAAGCCUAUGUUCUAUCAGUGAGUACAAUAAAAAUCUUCCCCGUGAUUUAACUUCUAAGUGGUCUGUCUGUG